Brassica napus (rape) is the source of this 2944-nucleotide messenger RNA. RefSeq names its product N6-adenosine-methyltransferase non-catalytic subunit MTB. Gene Ontology annotation, cellular component: RNA N6-methyladenosine methyltransferase complex; nucleus. Gene Ontology annotation, molecular function: methyltransferase activity; mRNA binding. The coding region runs from base 49 to 2787 and encodes 912 amino acids. NCBI's taxonomy places the organism in Eukaryota, Viridiplantae, Streptophyta, Magnoliopsida, Brassicales, Brassicaceae. The transcript has 6 exons. The record is from RefSeq and is a predicted model, not a curated record.
CGUUGAUAUACAAACCCUAACCGUAGAAAGAGGGAGAGAUAGGGCAAAAUGAAGAAAAAAUCAGAAGAGAGUUCGUUAGAAAAGCUGAGUACUUGGUAUGAAGACGGAGAGCAGGAAGGUGGAGAGAGAAGCGAGAAGAGAAGAUUGAGUGCAAAAGCAUCGGAACUUGAGAGUUCCCGAAGUAAAAUCAAGGAAGACAACAAGGCUCUUGAAGAGUAUCACGAUCGCGACAAAAGAGAAAGUGGUGGUCGGGAUCGGACUCAUGGGUCUUCUUCUGAUUCGAGCAAGAGGAGGAGAUGGGACGAAGCUGCUGCUGCUGACAGCGAAAGAGGGGAUCACAACAAAAGCAGUAAGGUUUCUGAUUCUGAGAGAAGUAUGAAAUCAAGUAGCAGAGAGGAGAAGGGUAAGACACGUGGCAUUAAAGAAGAUGAUAGAGAUAGUCCUCUUAAGAAAGGGGAAGUUGGUCGGUCUAGCAGGUCUAAGACACCAGACAGAAGUGGAAGGCGUCAUCAAGAAUCAGAACAAUCAGAGGCUGACUAUGACAAGGACAGAUAUAGCCGAUCCAGAGGAAGAGAUGAUGGAUGGUCUGAUAGAGACAGGGAUCAAGAAGGUUGGAAGAGAAGACAUUCUAGUAGCAGUGAUAAAGAUCAGAAAGAUGGGGACUUGCAUUAUGAUCGUGGCAGGGAACGGGAGUAUCCAAGGCAAGGACGUGAAAGGAGUGAAGGCGAGAGGUCACAUGGUCGUUUGUGUGGUAGGAAAGAUGGAAACAGGGGUGAGGCUGUUAAAGCUUUGUCAAGUGGCGGCGUUUCAAACGAGAAUUAUGAUGUGAUUGAGAUUCAAACCAAACCACUUGAUGGGGUAAUGAACUUUGCUCAGCAACCUCCCAAAAGGCCUGAUGAAGAUUGGGGUUACAACCAAGAAAACAGGCAGAGAAGUGAAACUUAUGGUGAGGAUUCGAGAGACGAAGCUGGUGAAGCUAGCUCUGAUUACUCAGGAGCUAAAGCAAGAAACCAGAGAGGUGCAACACCUGGUCGGACCAAUUUCAUGCAAACGCCUAACCGAGGUCCGCAGACUCCACAAGGCGGCAUGAAAGGGAACAGACCCGCAAGGGGUGGAAGAGGAAGAGGUGGCGGCAGAGAUAACCAACAAGGUGCUAUUCAAUUGCCUAUCAUGGGGCCUCCAUUUGCGAACCUUGGAAUGCCACCACCUAGUCCCAUUCACUCUCUUACCCCUGGCAUGUCUCCGAUUCCCGGCGCUCCUGUUUUCAUGCCUCCAUUUCCCCCAGCUCUUGUCUGGCCUGGUGCUCGUGGAGUCGAUGGUAAUAUGUUACCUGUUAACCCUGUUCUCUCACCUCUUCCUCCUGGACCAUCAGGCCCAAGAUUUCCUUCGAUUGGCACUCCACCAAACCCCAACAUGUUCUUUAACCCACCGGGUUCUGAAAGAGGAGGAGGCCCUCCCAACUUCUCCGGCUCUACAUUCAAUGUUCCUGGACCAAUGGGACGUGGGAUGCCUUCUUCUGAUAAGAAUGCAGGGGGAUGGGUUCCUCCUCCUCGAGGUGGUGGACCUCCUGGGAAAGCUCCUUCAAGAGGAGAGCAAAAUGACUAUUCCCAGAACUUUGUGGAUACUGGAAUGCGUCCCCAGAAUUUCAUCCGAGAGCUGGAGCUUACCAAUGUAGAAGACUAUCCCAAGCUUAGGGAGCUCAUACAAAAGAAAGAUGAGAUUGUGUCUAAUUCCGCGUCUGCGCCAAUGUAUUUGAAAGGCGACUUGCAUGAACUUGAGUUAUCUCCCGAGCUGUUUGGAACAAAGUUUGAUGUUAUUCUUGUCGAUCCACCGUGGGAGGAAUAUGUCCAUAGAGCUCCUGGUGUUUCUGAUACUAUGGAGUAUUGGUCAUUUGAGGACAUCAUCAAUCUUAAGAUUGAGGCAAUAGCUGACACUCCCUCCUUUGUCUUCCUUUGGGUUGGUGAUGGUGUUGGGCUAGAGCAAGGGCGCCAAUGCCUGAAGAAGUGGGGUUUCAGAAGGUGCGAAGACAUUUGCUGGGUGAAGACCAACAAAAGUAGUGCAGCACCGACAUUGCGCCACGAUUCUCGUACUGUGUUUCAGCGCUCCAAGGAGCACUGCUUGAUGGGGAUAAAGGGUACUGUUCGACGUAGCACUGAUGGACAUAUUAUCCAUGCUAACAUUGACACUGAUGUGAUUAUUGCUGAAGAGCCUCCCUACGUUGCAGGUUCGACUCAAAAGCCUGAAGAUAUGUAUAGGAUAAUAGAGCAUUUUGCACUUGGUCGGCGAAGGCUUGAGCUUUUUGGCGAAGAUCACAAUAUUCGAGCUGGCUGGCUUACUGUUGGAAAAGGCCUUUCUUCCUCAAACUUCGAAUCACAAUCUUUUGUGAGGAACUUUGCGGACAAGGAUGGUAAAGUGUGGCAAGGGGGAGGAGGAAGGAAUCCGCCUCCAGACGCACCGCAUCUAGUUGUGACAACUCCUGAUAUCGAAUCUCUGCGGCCCAAAUCACCAAUGAAGAAUCAGCAACAACAAUCAUACACACCGUCUCUGGCCUCCUCUGCAAAUAACUCAAACCGAAGAACCACGGGGAACUCACCACAAGCAAAUCCUAAUGUUGUUGUCUUACAUCAAGAGGCUUCUGGUUCUAACUUCUCUGUUCCUCCUCCACACUGGGCCCCAUCUCCCGCUACAGCUCCUCCACCGAUGGAGAGCUUUAGAGUGCCUGAAGGUGCCAACAACAACCCGAGACCACCCGAGGACAAGACUUUUGACAUGUACGGAUUCAAUUGAGCCAUUUUUUUUCUUUCUCAAAGUGAAGGGUGGUCCAAAAUUGUUUCUAUUGUAUGGAUUUUUUUUUAUGGGGUUGGUUCCCUGUUUGUAAUUCUUUAAGAAACUUUUUAUGUAAUCAUUUUCUUUAUCCAUCAAGCUUUACCAAAUGGUUCCAAUU